AUGGCGAGGACGGUUCGAAACAGGCUCCUAGGGGCAGGGCUGAAGUCAUGCAAAGCUAGAAAAAAUCCCUUCAUCAAUGAGAAGCAAAGAAGAGCCAGGCUGAGGUUUGCAAAAGACCAUAAGGAUUGGACCGUAGAGGACUGGAGUAAGGUCAUCUUCUCUGAUGAGUCCAAUUUUCAGCUUUUCCCAACACCUGGUCGUCUAAUGGUUAGACGGAGACCUGGAGAGGCCUACAAGCCACAGUGUCUCGCACCCACUGUGAAAUUUGGUGGAGGAUCGGUGAUGAUCUGGGGGUGCUUAAGCAAGGCUAGAAUCGGGCAGAUUUGUCUUUGUGAAGGACGCAUGAAUCAAGCCACGUACAAGGUUGUCCUGUAAAAAAACGUGCUUCCUUUUGCUCUGACAUUGUUCCCCAACUCUGAGGAUUGUUUUUUCCAGCAGGACAAUGCGCCAUGCCACACAGCCAGGUCAAUCAAGGUGUGGAUGGAGCACCACCAGAUCAAGACCCUGUCAUGGCCAUCCCAAUCUCUAGACCUGAACCCCAUUGAAAUCUUCUGGAAUGUGAUCGAGAGGAAGAUGGAUGGUCACAAGCCAUCAAACAAAGCCGAGCUGCUUGAAUUUUUGUGCCAGGAGUGGCAUAAAGUCACCCAACAUCAAUGUGAAAGACUGGUGGAGAGCGUGCCAAGACGCAUGAAAGCUGUGAUUGAAAAUCAGGGUUAUUCCAACAAAUAUUGAUUUCGGAACUCUUCCUAAGUUAAAACAUUAGAAUUGUGUUGUUUAAAAAAUGAACAUGAACUUAUUUUCUUUGCAUUAUUCGAGGUCUGACAACACUGCAUCUUUUUUGUUAUUUUGACCAAUUGUCAUUUUCUGCAAAUAAAUGCUCUAAAUGACAAUAUUUUUAUUUGGAAUUUGGGAGAAAUGUUGUCAGUAGUUUAUAGAAUGAAACAAAAAUGUCAAUUUCACUCAAACACAUACCUAUAAAUAGUAAAACCAGAGAAACGUAUAUUUUUGCAGUGGUCUCUUAAUUUUUUCCAGAGCUGUAUGUAUGUGUAUUUAUAUGUUUGUAUGUACAGUAUGUAUUUAUGUGUAUCUGUAUGUAUGUACAGUUGAAGUCGGAAGUUUACAUACACCUUAGCCAAAUACAUUUAAACUCAGUUGUUCACAAUUCCUGACAUUUAAUCCUAGGAAAGAUUCCCUGUCUUAGAUCAGUUAGGAUCACCACUUUAUUUUAAGAAUGUGAAAUGUCAGAAUAAUACUAGAGAGAAUGAUUUAUUUAAGCUUUUAUUUCUUUCAUCACAUUCCCAGUGGGUCAGAAGUUUACAUACACUCAAUUAGUAUUUGGUAGCAUUGCCUUUAAAUUGUUUAACUUGGGUCAAACAUUUCGGGUAGCCUUCCACAAGCUUCCCAAAAUAAGUUGGAUGAAUUUUGGCCCAUUCCUCCUGACAGAGCUGGUGUAACUGAGUCAGGUUUGUAGGCCUCCUUGCUCGCACAUGCUUUUUCAGUUCUGCCCACAAAUUUUCUAUAGGAUUAAGGUCAGGGCUUUGUGAUGGCCACUCCAAUACCUUGACUUUGUUGUCCUUAAGCCAUUGUGCCACAACUUUAGAAGUAUGCUUGGGGUCAUUGUCAAUUUGGAAGACCCAUUUGCGACCAAGCUUUAACUUCCUGACUGAUGUCUUGAGAUGUUGCUUCAAUAUAUCCACAUAACGAUGGUCAUUAUGGCCAAACAGUUCUAUUUUUGUUUCAUCAGACCAGAGGACAUUUCUCCAAAAAGUACGAUCUUUGUCCCCAUGUGCAGUUGCAAACCGUAGUCUGGCUUUUUUAUGGCGGUUUUGGAGCAGUGGCUUCUUCCUUGCUGAGCGGCCUUUCAGGUUAUGUCGAUAUAGGACUCGUUUUACUGUGGAUAUAGAUACUUUUGUACGUGUUUCCUCCAGCAUCUUCACAAGGUCCUUUGCUGUUGUUCUGGAAUUGAUUUGCACAUUUCGCACCAAAGUACGUUCAUCUCUAGGAGACAGAAUGCGUCUCCUUCCUGAGCGGUAUGACGGCUGCGUGGUCCCAUGGUGUUUAUACUUACAUUUACAUUUACAUUUUAGUCAUUUAGCAGACGCUCUUAUCCAGAGCGACUUACAGGAGCAAUUAGGGUUAAGUGCCUUGCUCAAGGGCACAGUUACGUCAUUUAGCAGACGCUCUAAUCCAGAGCGACUCACAAAUUGGUGCAUUCACCCUAUAGCCAGUGGGAUAACCACUUUACAAAUUUUUUUUUGGGGGGGGGGGGGGGGGGGGGGGGGGGGGGGGUAGAAGGAUUACUUUAUCCUUGCGUACAAUUUUUUGUACAGAUGAACGUGGUACCUUCAGGCAUUUGGAAAUUGCUCCCAAGGAUGAACUAGACUUGUGGAUGUCUACAAUUUUUGUUCUGAGGUCUUGGCUGAUAUCUUUUGAUUUUCCCAUGAUGUCAAGCAAAGAGGCACUGAGUUUGAAGGUAGGCCUUGAAAUACAUCCACAGGUACACCUCCAAUUGACUCAAAUGAUGUCAAUUAGCCUAUCAGAAGCUUCUAAAACCAUGACAUCAUUUUCUGGAAUUUUCCAAGCUGUUUAAAGGCACAGUCAACUUAGUGUAUGUAAACUUCUGACCCACUGGAAUUGUGAUACAGUGAAUUUUAAGUGAAAUAAUCUGUUUGUAAACAAUUGUAAUAGAACAGUGUAUAUGUUCACAGAUGCAUCUAUGGAGCCAGCACUUGGAGACAUGCAAGAUGAUGUGAUGGAGUCCUCACUGACAGACAGGCUAUGAUACUGACGUCUCUGAAUGGAGUGAGACCUUCCACUCAGCAUAAAAACAUUACUAGACUUUCACUUGUAUUGUCUUUUUUUAUUAUUGAAUUGAAUGGAUUCAGUCAAUAUGGGGAGGGAGAAACCCUGUGUAUUUUGCACCAGGAUCAUUGAACUCCUGUUGUUUAUGGGACACCACACAACAAGGUAUGACCACGCUGACGUGUUUGCCAAGGUAGCCCCAUUACCACCAGACAAAAUGCUGAUAGGCACGGUAUCUGUAUCAGCUGGGAAUGACAAUGAAAGCUGAAUGGUGCACAUUGUUAUAGCAGAACACUAGUUCUAUGGUAUUAUGUAAAGGGAAGUUGUUUCUACAUGGACCUGUUACUACAUUUGAAAGUUAUCAAAACACUUAGUUUAGAAUAUAUACAUAAAUUCAGCAAUUGCAUUCUUCUCAUAUUACUCUGUAGGCUACUGCCCUAUUCAAAGCUUCCUCCGGCAUCUCACCAUACAUCUGCCUGUAAUUAUUGAACUCAACUUGCAGGAUGUUUGUUUGUUGUGACUGAGUGAGGGAAAACAGCUGCGGGCAAGGUUCUGACAGCUGGGUGUGUCUUGGUGGUGGCAAGGACACACCCAAGAAAUGCCUACAUCAAACCACACUUCCAACCCAACUCACGUUUGGCUUCUGUCAUGGCUGCCAGCAUUUCUUGAGGAGCAAGCCAAAAAAUGAAGCCAAAUCAGCGGGUGCAAUUCCCCUUUAAUUACAAACUUGUAUGGAGGGGUUGGACAUGCCAAGAGAUGAAUCCUGAUUGGUUUGUCAUGUCACAGGCUUCUGUCUAUAACAGCAUGGCGCCUUCCCUGGUCAGUAUAUAGAUUAUUUUUGCUACAGCAGAUUUUUUUGAAAGAUAUAGCUAUGAACAACUGCAAAAGUGUUGCUACAGCUCUUAAAAACAUUUCUGCCCUGAAUUUAGUUGGUGCUAUUGACAAAGCUCAGUGGGAGAAAGUUUAAGUAAAGAGAUUACUUUCUGGAGGACAAUGCCAUGAUGACUCACAUGCGUUUACAUGUGAAUUCUUAAAGAGAUGGGUGGGGCUUUAGAGUGUGUGAAUGAUGCUGAAUGGACUUAAACAAAGAAGAGCUCUCUAGCAAGUGUGAAAAUAUCAGCAAAAUCUUUCAAGGGCAUUUUCUCCUACUUGUCCCCUAAGUGGGAUAACAUGUUUAUCAACUUUCAAAGCAGCAUAACUUUCCCAUAUUUCCUUCAACUACAGUGUAAUGAUAUACUAUAAUUUUGAAGCUCUGAAUCUGUACUUUUAUCAAAUGUAAAAAAAGAAAAUCACAAAAGUUGGCUUAAUCUGAAAUCUGAGAAAGGUCACAACAGGUUGAGUAUGCAAAGGGAGGGUAUAUCACUUUAUCCCUACCUAUAUGUACAUAUCUACCUCAAUUACCUCGUACCCCUGCACAUUGACUCAGUACUGGUACCCUGUGUAUACAGCCAAGUCAUCGUUACUCAUUGUUUAUUUAUUCCUUGUGUUAUUAUAUUUCUAUUAUCUCUGCAUUGUAAGUAAGCAUUUCAUCUGUUGUUUAUGAAGCAUGUGACAAAUACAAUUUGAAUUGAUUAAAUGUAUUUUAUAUUACUGGUACAUUUCUAAAUUUACCAGUAAACUACCAGAAUUUUGUAACUUUAUUAUUUUGUUGUUCAAUUUUAUCACAUGACAUCUAAUGGCCUUUUUGGGUACUUCAGAUUAUUCCAGGUGUCUGUAAUUAUCUCUGGCCCUCCGUGUGGAUCACAUGUAAAAUAUAUAUAACUAAUCAAAUAAGACGUUUUUUAAAAUGAAAAAUAGAAUUACAAAGCUGUAAAACAUUAUCCUUAAUAUAAACCAUCAACUUAGUGAAUACAAUUGGUGUUUAAUAUGAGGGUUUCAGCAUGAAAUAUAUAUUUUACACACAUAUUUAUUUUACUAUGUCUUUGUUGUGAAUGUGUUGGCGCCAAACUGGUGGCAGUUGUGAAAAAAGUAAAUAGUUGCAGAGUUAAUGGAAAAUAAUGCCAUUGUUGAUUAGAUGCCUUUUAAUUAAUAAGGCUAUUUUCUCUUGAACCAUAUGGUCUAUCCACUAGAAACUCAAGGACAAUAUGUACACAUAUAAAACAUUUAUACUAUAUAUGAAUAAUAUAUAUUCAAGUAUAAAUUACCAAAGUUACCAUAGAUUGCCAUAGAUUACCGGUAACGUUAGUACAUUAAGUUUUGCAACCCUAAGUGUGCUUGAAUGUGAGUAUUUGAAUAUGUAUUUAGUGUGUGUGUAUCUGUGUGUGUCACCAAUGCUGCACUUUGUUUACUGGAACCAAACUUCCAGCUAACAUACUUUGAAAGGUUCACUGACAUCUGUCAAAUCAUUUAUAUGAUAUCUGUUUACAUACCAUUUUCUUACAGAGCUCCAAAGCCAGUUAACAAGAUUAAACAUAUUUAGAUGUUUCUUUUUCUUCUUAUGGUUCUUUUAAUAUCGAACACACCAAACAUAAUAUUCUAUCAAACUAUGUAAUGAUUGGUGUUAAAAAUCAAGGAAAUUCAAGUCUGUAUAUUUUUAUUUACAGUCUUAAAAUGUUUUACUAAUAAACCUUGAAAACAGACAUCCCCUUUCUAUACUUAAUGCUUAUUACCGAUCUCAAGACCUGUAGCCUAUUGAUUUCUCUCUCUCACCCCAAAUAGUGAUUAUGGCUUUGAGAGGCAGAGUGAUGGAGGAUGCACCCCUGUCUUCUGGUUUGUUCCAUCCUCUGUGUCCAGAGACUGCACCACCGGAGACAGUUUCCUCAACACUACUGGGUAUGGUAAAUCCAUCUCCAUUUAAACAUGAUGUACUACUAAACUAGUCAGAAAUGCACUCAAAAGAAGAUACAGUAUUAGAGAACCCUUCAGCAAAGUUGACAGUCUAUUUUCUUGUUUUAUUCCUUCAAAUGUAUUUAAGAUAGAGUAUGGGCUGUCUAAUUAUUUAUGUCUGUAUGUGCGUAUGUUGCAGAUACCGUAAGGCUCUGUCCAAUAACUGCACUGCGGGAACCCUGGGGAAGUAUAGCCCUAGGAGCCAAAGGUGUCCCCGCCAGGCCCCCAGAGGUCUGCAGCUGGUCACCAGUGAGGGGACACUUACAGCCACCAUGGGGGACAACGUCACCUUCCUGGUGUUUCUGGAGGAGGUAAUGGUCUGCCAUAUUUCUUAGAGAUCCUAUCAAACUUUUGAAAGCAUGUGCUGGGUCGUUCCACCAAUUGGGUGCCUUUUGAGCAGUGUAACUUGGUGAUAGAAAAAUAAACAAAUAUUCUGUCAUAAAGAGCAGAUAUUCAAUGUCGAUAAAAACCAUGUUUUCCCAUUUCAAGAGGUUAAUAAAAAAAAAGACAAUAGUAAGUGCCUAUUAAGUGCCAAGUAAAGUAACAAGGUUGACGAUUUCAUCUUAAAUCAGAAAUAAAUCCUUUUUGACAGGGGAAAUGGAAGCUGGUUGUAUGAAACAGGGAGGGGCAAUUGAAUGCAAGCUUCACCAUUUUUAAAAAUUGUUAAAUCAUUUAUAGUCUGUCUAUCUAUGGACACAGACACACAUACAGUGGGGAGAACAAGUAUUUGAUACACUGCCGAUUUUGCAGGUUUUCCUACUUACAAAGCAUGUAGAGGUCUGUAAUUUUUAUCAUAGGUACACUUCAACUGUGAGAGGCGGAAUCUAAAACAAAAAUCCAGAAAAUCACAUUGUAUGAUUUUUAAGUAAUUAAUUUGCAUUUUAUUGCAUGACAUAAGUAUUUGAUCACCUACCAACCAGUAAGAAUUCCGGCUCUCACAGACCUGUUCGUUUUUUUUUUAAGAAGCACUCCUGUUCUCCACUCAUUACCUGUAUUAACUGCACCUGUUUGAACUCGUUACCUGUAUAAAAGACACCUGUCCACACACUCAAUCAAACAGACUCCAACCUCUCCACAAUGGCCAAGACCAGAGAGCUGUGUAAGGACAUCAGGGAUAAAAUUGUAGACCUGCACAAGGCUGGGAUGGGCUACAGGACAAUAGGCAAGCAGCUUGGUGAGAAGGCAACAACUGUUGGCGCAAUUAUUAGAAAAUGGAAGAAGUUCAAGAUGACGGUCAAUCAUCCUCGGUCUGGGGCUCCAUGCAAGGUCUCACCUCAUGGGUCAUCAAUGAUCAUGAGGAAGGUGAGGGAUCAGCCCAGAACUACACGGCAGGACCUGGUCAAUGACCUGAAGAGAGCUGGGACCACAGUCUCAAAGAAAACCAUUAGUAACACACUACGCCGUCAUGGAUUAAAAUCCUGCAGCGCAUGCAAGGUCCCCCUGCUCAAGCCAGCGCAUGUCCAGGCCCGUCUGAAGUUUGCCAAUGACCAUCUGGAUGAUCCAGAGGAGGAAUGGGAGAAGGUCAUGUGGUCUGAUGAGACAAAAAUAGAGCUUUUUGGUCUAAACUCCACUCGCCGUGUUUGGAGGAAGAAGAAGGAGGAGUACAUCCCCAAGAACACCAUCCCAACCGUGAAGCAUGGAGGUGGAAACAUCAUUCUUUGGAGAUGCUUUUCUGCAAACGGGACAGGACGACUGCACCGUAUUGAGGGGAGGAUGGAUGGGGCCAUGUAUCGCGAGAUCUUGGCCAACAACCUCCUUCCCUCAGUAAGAGCAUUGAAGAUGGGUCGUGGCUGGGUCUUCCAGCAUGACAACGACCCGAAACACACAGCCAGGGCAACUAAGGAGUGGCUCCGUAAGAAGCAUCUCAAGGUCCUGGAGUGGCCUAGCCAGUCUCCAGACCUGAACCCAAUAGAAAAUCUUUGGAGGGAGCUGAAAGUCCGUAUUGCCCAGCGACAGCCCCGAAACCUGAAGGAUCUGGAGAAGGUCUGUAUGGAGGAGUGGGCCAAAAUCCCUGCUGCAGUGUGUGCAACCUGGUCAAGACCUACAGGAAACGUAUGAUCUCUGUAAUUGCAAACAAAGGUUUAUGUACCAAAUAUUAAGUUCUGCUUUUCUGAUGUAUCAAAUACUUAUGUCAUGCAAUAAAAUUCAAAUUAAUUACUUAAAAAUCAUACAAUGUUAUUUUCUGGAUUUUUGUUUUAGAUUCCGUCUCUCACAGUUGAAGUGUACCUAUGAUAAAAACUACAGACCUCUACAUGCUUUGUAAGUAGGAAAACCUGCAAAAUCGGCAGUGUAUCAAAUACUUGUUCUCCCCACUGUACAUAUGAUAUGACACGCACUCUAAAUUUUUUUACAUUUUAGUCAUUUAGCAGACGCUCUUAUCCAGAGCGACUUACAGUUAGUGAGUGCAUACAUUAUUUUUUAUACCCCCCGUGGGAAUCGAACUCACAACCCUGGCGUUGCAAACGCCAUGCUCUACCAACUGAACUACAUCCCUGCCAGCCAUUCCCUAACCUGGACCCAUUGUGCGCCGCCCCAUGGGUCUCCCAGUCGCAGCCGGCUAUGACAGAGCCUGAAUUCGAACCAGGAUCUCUAGUGGCACAGCUAGCACUGCCGCAGUGCCUUAGACAACUGCGCCACUUGGGAGCCACUCUACACACACACGUAGACAUGGAUUUUGUAUUGUAGAUACAGUAUGUGAUAGUAGAGUAGUGGCCUGAGGGAACACAAUGUUUUGUGAAAAGUGUUAUGAAAUGUAAUAUCAUGUAAUAUUUAUUUUGGUAUAUAAAUGCCUUAAUCUUCCUGGAACCCAGGAAGAGUAGCUGCCGCCUUGGCUCGACCUGCUCAGUUUUCCACCACAAAACAUGAGAAAAUGGCCAAAAAGAGUAGAACCAGCUCACCUGCUUGACACUAGGGUUUGACUAUAAGAUGUUCCAUCUUUCUUUUGAAAACAAUAUUUAAAAAAGGAAUAGUUUCACCAUAUUAAAACGAGAGUUCAGUUCACAUAACAGGGUUGACCUUAAAAGUAUGGACAGUUUUCUUUUUUUUUUACCUUAAAAGGAAUCACCAAUCGCAUUAAAUAAAUAAUAAUCGGCAGAAAUGACUUUAUCAAAGCAACAUAUUAACUAGGGAUUUACAAUAAUGGUGAAAACUUUGAGAAAUGUUGGGGUUAAAUGGGUUAAAAUCUUCCUAGAAGUCACAGAGGGAGCACAGAGGGACAUGUCAAAAUGCUGAAUUUUUGCUCUUUAGCAAGUCUUUAUUCAUAUAAAAGAUUGGAUUUAUUAAAUGUUCCAUGUGGUCUAUAUUAAAGGGCACUUCAUUUGAUAUAACAGGCUUUUAAAAUUCAAUAUUUGUACUUAAAAUAUCAAAGGGAUGCAAAAGGCACUCAUUUUGUGGAACAACCCUGCUAUGAAUGGGCAUAUCUAGAUGUUAUGUAUUUGCCUCCCUAUAGUAUAUAUUUACGUAUACAUUGGUUUACUCUCAAUCGUCAACCAAUGGAUUGAGAUGAGCUGCUGUGCAUCAUGUUGUACAUUUUGUUGAUUCAUAGACCUGCUCUAAGAGCCUUGAUGGUUGUUGUCAAACACUUGUAGCCAUUGUCAUAUAACAGUUGUCAAAUAUAACAAUGUAUUUCUACAUGCAGAAUAUGCGUAGGAUAUAUAAAUACAUAUAUAGAGUGGAUUUAAAUUAUGUUAAACAUGCACACUGUGGCCAUUUUGAUCUAAUCGGAAACAUGUUUCCAUUGGUAGGGUGAUGGCUCCAUAACAAGUAUAACAGUGGACUUUGGAGAUGGGAUGGCCAUAUCCUACGCUAACAUCAGCUCCAUAGAGGAUGGAGUCAAACAUAUCUACAGUAAAGUGGGCAUUUACCAAGUGGCUGCCACAGCACUCAACAGCCUGGGCUCUGAGAGAGUCUUACUAUACCUACAUGUUACCUGUAAGUGAAACAGCAAUGGAUGACUGAUAUCAUUAUUUUACUAUAGAGUUACAGGUGCUCUUUGCAACAUUUCUACCCAUAAAAAAAUCAGUCAAUGAUGUAUCUGCAGUAGGAAAGGAAUACACUUCCAUGAAAGGAAACAGUUCUAUUUUAUUUUAUUGUAGGUCUACUUGAGCAAGUGCAGCUUUCAGCUCCCUCAGUGGUUGUUAGGAAUGAAGCAGUGAAUCUAACAACAGUCCUAAAGCCAAGUUACGUUGGAACAGUCACCUACUACUGGUGGUUCAACAACCACACUGAGGUCAGUGAAGACUUCCACAAUAUCUUAAAACUUUACAGAUUUACAGAACUUUACUUACCUAAUUUACCAUAUUAAUUGCAAUAUUGUGUAUUAUAUGGACAAACCCACCUUUAGUUUGUGACACUCUCUCUCUCUCUCUCUCUCUCUCUCUCUCUCUCUCUCUCUCUCUCUCUCUCUCUCUCUCUCUCUCUCUCUCUAACUCUAACUCUAACUCUAUCUCUAUCACUCUGUCUUUUGUAUGUGUGUUAGCCUGUCAUGACUUUAGUGCGAGGAAUGUCCUUCACCUUCUCCAAGGAGGGAACCCAUACUGUCACUGUGCAAGUGUCAGUUGGCAACACCUUCCUUCAAGACAAAAUAACUGUUGCAGUCUAUGGUAAGGUCUUUGAAAGGACUCAUCUCUACAUUACAGAGGUGUUAUAUGUUUCUAACAUGCAGGUGGUAAAUGUUCUCUUAUAUAAAAUAUUGACUGUGAUGCGACCAAUAAAAUGUGAUUUGAUAAUUUAGAUGUUGAACGUUUAAUCAUUUAUAAUCUCUUAUGAUCUAUUAACAGUUUCUCUCUUAUUAUCUAUUAUCUAUCACCAUUAAAUAUGUAUCUUGUAUUUUCCUGUAGAAUAUUUCCGGUCACACGUUUUAGCCUUCUCCUCUAAUCUGGAGGCCUUCAAUCCUGGUGUGGCUGAAUGGAGGCAGGACAUCAGUAGAGUGGUCAAGGACUCCAUGGUCCAAGUGAGUUCUCCUGUACAGUACUACUACAUCAUUUUUUACCAGUAAAUUACUGGGAUUACAGUAACUCAUUGGUGCACUCUGGUUAUUAUUUCAAGUAAUUCUAACAGCAUUUCAAACAACUUGGUAGUAAAUGGUAUGUCAUGAUGCUUCCCUCACUGAAUUCAAUGAAGUAAAGGUAUUUGCUAGCAAUCAUUACUAGCAGUAUACAAUUUCUAAGUGCCACAAAUCAGGUUAUGUCCCUACAAGUAUUUGGCCUAAUGUAAAUAGCAGGUAGAGUGUACCAUAUAAGGUAAAGUGUUUCCAGUCUCCUUCAUUGUCUCUCUCAGGAUGUCAAGAAGCGCAUUGGGUUACAUAAAAGGCCUGGCUGCUGAGCUAUACAUACACCCCACACUGGCUUUCUGUCUUGUCAGCUAUGACCAUGUUUUAUACCAGGAAAGUGACAGGGUUGUUACAGCACAAAUACACUUAAAAAGGGCUGCCCUUUACUAAAGACUGUCAAAAUGAGCUGAUUUGUGCAUUAUAUCUAGCCAGUGACUGGUACUUAGUCAAAUGACAUCUGAAGCAAAGAAGCGGGUGCAUUUAGCCUUUUCCAUAGCUAAGUACAGUGCAGCGCUAUAUGACAAAACCUAAUGAAAAUAUAGGAGAAACUGAGAUGCCAGAUACAUUUGUUAUAUUUCAUUACUUUUUAAUUGAAGGUCACAGGGAUCAGUGGAGAGCAGCUUCUAGUGUCAGUGCUCCCAGGGUUGCCAACGGCAGCAGAGUUUUGCAUCGUCCCUGAGAAAAGGUCAACAGAGGGGAGAAUGGAUGGAAAAGUGACACAUUUAGAGCAGGUAAUGUAUCACCAGACUACAAAGUCUUUAAUUACUUUUUAUUAUUAUUAUGGUUCUACCCAUUUACUUCCAUUUACAUAGAUCCAUUACUUGAAUCAUGCUGUAGUUAGGCCUAUCUCAAUGUUAAAUUAAGCAAGUAAUAACAGCAUCACUAAAUAGCAGCAUAAUGUGAAAACACAUUUCCCCUUGAUUAUAUUCUUCAUAUCAUGGUGGGUUCAUCAUUUGCUCAUAAUUCGUUUUUCUCCCUUCGCUGCUGUAAUCAUACAUGCAUAUGGAGUCUACUGAUCCUUUGUUAGAUAUACAAGCGCAACAAAAUGGCAUUUCAUUACACAUUUAUACCACUAGAGGGCAAUGUCUUCCCAUCAAAAUAAUAGAACCUCGCGCUUGAAAACCUGCAUUCAUCUCAAUACAGCAUUGCAACCUAUACUGUAGCAUCAAAAUGUAUUUCACAUAACUCAAUUCUAACCACUAAGACAUACUAUACUUACCAUUUAUUCCAUCAUGAAGGGUUUGCUUUUAAUAGAAUCACUUUGAAUAGAAUGACUAAGAUGUUGGACUUGCGCUCUAAUGGUUUUUCAGCUCUAUAAUUCUUGACAUUCUAUAGAGUUGAUAAAACACACCACGUUUUCAUCUGCCUUUCAGCAUCUCAAUCGAAUAGUAACAUUUUUAUCCAUUUCAGUCCACCAUCAGACACUGA
This is a messenger RNA of Coregonus sp. 'balchen', 12106 nucleotides long. Lineage: Eukaryota; Metazoa; Chordata; Actinopteri; Salmoniformes; Salmonidae. The record is from the annotation of a GenBank genome assembly.